Messenger RNA from Amaranthus tricolor (Joseph's coat), 666 nucleotides. RefSeq lists its product as uncharacterized. The transcript has a single exon. The coding region runs from base 1 to 666 and encodes 221 amino acids. The record is from RefSeq and is a predicted model, not a curated record. NCBI's taxonomy places the organism in Eukaryota, Viridiplantae, Streptophyta, Magnoliopsida, Caryophyllales, Amaranthaceae.
AUGUCUACUACUCAAAACAGUUCCGGCAAUAAAGCCCUUAACCCUAUUCAAGAUCCCACUUCACCCUAUUACCUUCAUCCGAGUGAAUCUCAGCUUUUAUUGGUUCCAAUCCCUUUCAAUGGUACUGGAUUCAACGAUUGGAAACGAUCUGUUACAAUCACUCUUUCAUCCAAGAAUAAACUUGCAUUCAUUAAUGGCCAGAUUCCACAACCGAAUUCUACUGACCCUAAUUUUAAAGCCUGGGAAAGAAUCAAUAGUACCAUAAUUUCUUGGUUGAUGAAAGUGCUAGAUCCUCAGAUUGCUAGAAGCGUGUUGUAUUUCCCAACUGCACAAGAAAUUUGGCAAAAUCUUGAAGAAAGAUUUGGAAUUACUUCUGGAACACAGAUCUACUCUCUCACUCAACAAAUUUUUGACAUUGACCAAGGUUCCGAUUGUCUCUCCACUUAUUUCACAAAGAUCAAGAUGUUAUGGGAUGAAUUUGAUGCUUCAAAUCCUCUACCUACUUGUAAUUGUACCAAUUGUACUUGUGGAAUCAACAGCAAAUUACUACAAAUGAGAGAAGAGCAAAGGUUAAUUCUAUUUCUCAUGAAACUUAAUCCUGCCUACAAAACUAUCCGAGGUAAUAUACUCAUGCAACAACCUCUACCUAGCAUAUCUUAUCUAUAG